Molecule: messenger RNA, 5772 nt
Organism: Chilo suppressalis (striped riceborer)
Lineage: Eukaryota; Metazoa; Arthropoda; Insecta; Lepidoptera; Crambidae
Source: the annotation of a GenBank genome assembly
AAUACAUUGAAGAAAAGUCGCAAUUGUGAUUUGUAUGUUAAUUAUAAGGAUACCAAAAGGUAUUAUACAUUUUACAUCGAUUGUACUAAUUGAAGAAAAAAAAAGUUGCAGAAAUUAUGUCUAUCGUAAAUGUGAUAGGUAAUGAAGCUUGCCGUUUGUUCGAGGGUGGGUAACCCCGUUCUAGCUAGCAGUCCGCGAGUACACCCCGUGAGAGGCGCACGUGUCCUCCCCUCUGAAAUAUGGAGGGAAAACUUUUACAGCCAUCGCGAGCGUAGUUCCAUUUUUGAAUGUUAACUAUUCAACUUUUUUUAAACUCGUGGCUAAUGGACAUUCUGAAAAAGGAAUUUAUAAUGUGAAGUGAACUUUAUGAAAGAGAUACCUUAUCAUGAUAGUGACUUUAAAAUGUGAGGUUGAAUUUUACGAAGAGUACUUUCGAGGAAGCGUAAAAUGAAAGAGCAUGCGUUGCUCCUCAUCGCGCUGGCGGUGCAGGCGGCCAGUACAGGCGACAAGCGGCCCCACUUCGCGGUGGAGCCCCCGCCUCGCCUCCUGUGGCCGGCGACCCGCGGUGCCCACGCUACAUGCAGAGCCACAGGCCACCCAACGCCCGACGUGCAUUGGGUCACGGCGGAAGGACAAGUCGUCACUACGAUACCGGGAUUAAGGCAUGUGCUAGCUGAAGGCAAACUCGUGUUGGGAGCCAGAAGAUCACUCCUAGAUGCUGGCGCAGGUGGUAGCAGUGCCAUCUUGCGAUGCAGAGCGUCAAACCGGGCGGGCACUGUGUUAUCCAGGCCGGUGUUGUUACAACCAGUGGAUGACAACGUCCUUAGCCAUACGAUUCGUCAGCUGGUGCCUGCAAAGUUGGGCAGCUCAGUGGUUUUGAAGUGCGAAGUUUCGCCUCAAAUCGGUGUUGUGGAAAUAGCGUGGCUUCGAGAUGGCCUACCCUUCUCCUCCCGAUUCUCUGGAGCUGAUUCACGGUGGGUUUCCGGUGCGGGGGGAUUAUUGCUCGGCUCAGAUUUAACCCAAGCUGACACGCAAGCCGAAUUCACAUGUGUAGCUUUAGAUGUUCUAAGUGCGCCUUUAAAACUCACAACAGAUGAUAGCAGUUGGUUGGAAAAUAUCGAACUGAAUUCGAUUGAAGCUAAAGUUGGAGACACUAUAGUAUUACCUUGUCUGAUGCGACAUGUUACCGGUCAUUCUGUAAGUUGGCAGCGGCAGGAUGCAACUGGUACCUGGAUAUCAGCAGCCGGCGAAGCAAUGGUCAAAGAUAGAGCCUUAGUCUUCCCUAACGUCAGAGAUCAUCACGCAGCCAAAUAUUCUUGUUCUUCGGGGUCCGAAUCAUCUCAAAGAAUGACUGUUCGAUUGGUGGUGUAUGAGCCGCUUUCAGCCACAGUUAGCCCUAACCCCUUGAUGCUAGGCACAGGAGGAUCAGGUCAUUUAAAUUGCUCGGUGCAAGGUGGCCGCGGUGGUGGAAUUACGCUAAGCUGGCAGCACGAAGGUCGACCGCUUCAUGCUCCUCAGGCACGCCUAUCCCUUGGCCCUGUUAGACCUCACCACGCAGGGCUUUAUCAGUGCACCGCACAUGAUCACUCUGAAACCACUGUCUCGGGCGCUGAUGUUGUCAUAGCUGAUAGGCCUCCCAGAUUGGUUUCAACAUUUAGUGAAGCUGUUGCGAGAAUUGGUCAAAGUAUAGCUUUGAGGUGUGCAGCUACAGGGAUACCAGCCCCCAGACUUCUCUGGACCUUAGAUGAUAGACCGUUGCCAGCUGCUCCUGAUAAAUAUAUUGUAAGUACGCGCGCAGAAUCUUUACCCGGAGGAGAAGAAGGGGCUAUAGUAUCGACACUGAGCGUGACAAUAAGAACAGCCGAUGAAGGCGGUAGAUAUGGGUGUAAUGCAACUAAUUCGAGGGGGUCUCAUGCUCAUCAUGCAAGGCUGAAUGUUUAUGGUCCUCCUAAUAUUAGGUAUUUAGCUACAAUUCAUGUAAAGACUGACACUGAUGUAACUUUAUAUUGCCCUUACUCUGGAUAUCCAAUAAAAGAAGUAGUUUGGCGUCGAGACGAUGGGUCGUUAGUUGAUAUUACAGUAGAGCCAGGUGAUGAAAGAGGAAUUUUAAGACUGAGUUCAGUAAGAAGUUCUUUAGCAGGUAGUUACACUUGUGAAGUUCGGGCUGAAAGUGGAGAACUAGCUAGGCGAUCAGUUCGCAUAGAAGUACACAAACCACCUAAAAUAGCAUCAUUCCACUUCCCGGAGGAGUUAGAAGUAGGCGGCAGUACCCAAGCUACAUGUAGCUUGGUUUCUGGAGAUAAACCAAUCCAGUUUACAUGGCUUAAAGAUAAUUUACCUAUACCCGCAAUUUUAAAGGUGGAGCAAAAAAAUAUGGAUUUUUUCACAAUAAUGAUCAUUCAAGAUCUGCAAUCGGCUCACAGUGGAGAAUAUACAUGCAAAGCAAGUAAUGAUUUUGGUUCAGUUAGCCACAGUGCAUCUUUGACUGUAAAAGAGCCACCGAUGUGGGUAUGGCGUGCACAGAACACUUCAGUAUCUGCGGGAUCAGCGUUGUUAUUGCCAUGUUCUGCUAAAGGGCAACCAUCACCAAGAAUCUCAUGGGAAUAUUCUGCAGAUGGAGAAAAUUGGCGACACAUUUUGUGGGGCCAAUCAGAAGUGACAGAUGCUAGCAGUGGAUCAGUACUCUCUGAUGGUACAGUGUGGCUAAAAACUACCACACCUGAACAUGAGGGUUGGUACCGUUGCACAGCGCGAGUCCAACAUUCAUUUCUUCAUCAUGUAUUUUAUCUAGAUGUAAGAGAGCCUCCGAGAUUAAGCAGAAGUGGUGGAGGUGGUGAAACAAGAUGGGUUGUCAGAGGAUCAACAGCUCGCAUAUCCUGUAUUGUCACAGGCGAACCAGAAAUACAUGUUCACUGGACUCACGAUUCCAGACCUUUAGCACUGCAUGGCACUGGUGGUGUGGAAACAAGGGACAAUGGUAACGGUGGACUUGUGUCCGAAGUAGCGAUAGCCCACGCUGGACCGGAGCACGCUGGUGAAUACAGGUGUCUUGCAAGGAACCUCUAUGGUACCGAUGAACUUCUGUUUCGACUAUUCGUGAAAGAACGUCCAAAUAUUCCGGAAGAAGUGAGGGUAUCAGAGGUAUGGUCUCGCCGAGCUCGAGUCACGUGGAGGAUAGCCAGAGGAGCCCAAGUCUCCCACUAUUCGCUGCAGUAUCGUCCUCUCACUCGAGACCUAACUAACGCCCCGCUGGACGCUCCGCUACCAAAUCUGCUGGACACUUGGGACACACCUGAAGUUCUCAAUCUGACACUGGCUAAUUCGGACCUGCUCCACGUUGCAUCGGAAGGUCCAGGCCGAGCCGGGGCGUCAGUGUCUGGGCUAUCUCCGGAUACUCGAUAUGCACUCCGAUUGGCUGCUUUCAAUGACAUCGGUGCUUCCGCUUACACGGCACCCCUGCACUUCACUACUAGGGAGGAAGCACCUGGAGGAGCUCCUAGGGAAAUCUCAGUUCGCGCACUCAGAGCACGUGAACUACAUGUCACAUGGCAGCCUCCGCCGAGAGAAACUUGGCACGGUACUCUGCUUGGCUACACGAUAAAAUGGUGGGAGGUUUCUGAAGAAGGGAAAGGGAUUGGUGACAGUUCCGGGUCAGAGAGCGGUGCUAGUGCAGAUUCGACUAGCACAACUAUUAGAGGGCUGAAAGCUGCCACGAGAUAUGGAGUAUCUGUGAGAGCAUACAACGCCGCUGGCACCGGCCCUAUGUCGACACCACACUAUCGACACACCUUGGAAUCACCACCAACAGCUGGACCUGAAGGCGUGAAUUGCAUAUCUAGUGGUUCAACCUCUUUGAGGGUGUCAUGGCGACCGCCGAUAUUAGACGCAAGGGGAGGCAUAAUCACUCACUACACAUUACAAUACACGAGGAGAGACGCUGACCCUUUGCUGCCAUCUCAAGAUGCUUAUUUGCGAGUUCAGGGCGUAGAAGCAACAGUGUCUAGACUAACACCGUACGCGGAAUACGAGAUCCGAGUACGGGCACACAACGCGGCGGGCGAUGGGCCAUUAUCCGUACCGCAAGUUUGCAGGACCGACGAAGAUGUACCGAGCGCUCCAGGUGGUAUGAAAUUGAUUGCUCUCAGCGAUCGGUCGUUACGAGCGUCUUGGUUGCCGCCUCCGGAGCCUAAUGGCAAAUUGACGCAUUACACACUUUACGUCAAAGACUUAUCAGGAUCACAAGAACCAAACGCGACAAGAGUAAAUGCGUGUACAGAAAAUGAUGGGAUCUCGGUGGAAUGUAUGAGAACUUUAAGAGGUUUGAGGGCGGGAAGAACUUAUGAAGCAUGGGUGAGAGCUGCUACCUUUGCUGGGGAAGGGCCUCCGUCGCCAGCUGUAGCGUGCCAGACUAGCGGAUUAGCACCAGCCAGAAUAUCGUCCUUUGGUGGAUUGGCAGUCGGUGCUGCUGGCACUUCCAUGUCUUUAAGAUGUGUCGUUGGCGGCACACCACCACCAGCCAAACGAUGGUUAAGAGGUGGAACUCCUUUACAUCCACGUCCACCAUUCCAUCUCGAUGGAGACGCUUUGCUGAUACGAAAUUUAGAUCUCUCUCACGCGGACAACUAUACAUGCCUGGCGGAGAACCCACAUGGAUCCGACUCGGUUACAUGGCGAGUGGUGGUCUUGAGGCCUCCACCACCUCCCACCUUAGCCCUGAUUGAAGCCAGACCAAGGGACCUGGAACUUGAACUGCGUCCGGCUCCGAGGACCCCUGGCCAUGCGAUGCCUAAAGCUUUUACGCUCCACUGGAGACUGACUACGCCAGAGGGAGAAUGGCGUGUACAAUCAGCUAACCUUGGGCCAGUGACAUUGCUCGGACUUCGCUGUGGAUCUUCAUAUAAAGCGUAUGGAACGGCUGGAGGACCACCAGGUCCUGAAAUAGCUGUGCGAACUUCUGGUGGUCCGCCUAUUGCACCACCAGACUCCAGGUGGAUUCGGACGAAUGCAACCCACGCUCGUUUCGACACUAGUGUAUGGAACGAUGGAGGCUGUGCACCAGUUGCCUUAAAGUUGGAGUGGGCUGGCUCAGGAGUGGCUGGUGCUAGAGACGUACCUGUCGGAGGGGAGGUUAUAUUAGGUGGUUUGACACCUGGCUCGAGGUAUCGCGUAGCAGCCCGGGCUACCAACGAAGCCGGUCUAACUCGCGAGGUUUACGAGUUCACCACUUCUCCUGCCGAGGGAGGGCUCGCCGAGGAAGUGGAUGCACCUUUCCCUGCCACAGCCGGGGAAUUGGCCUUGCUGCUAGCGCUUUGUGCAGCGCUAUCUUUGGCUGCUUUGACAAUAUUAGCAAUUCUGCUGAGACGGAAGAGAAGUGACGGUGCUGUGGGCCGAGUGGUCACCAACGCAGAGAAACCAACGUGCGGCACUUAUCGUGCGUCACCACACCAGACUCCAAAACUGCCGCCAGAUCCUCCAGAUGUAUAUGAGAUAAGUCCAUACGCUACAUUCGCUGGCGGACCCGGUGCGAUAUCGGGCGGGUCACGCGCGUACACGCUUCAACUUCGCGCGCUUGCGCGCCAUGACGACGACGCGGCACCCCCGCACCAGCCGUGCUGCGAUGAGGAAACAUGCGUGGACGCAUGCGAUGCACAGCGACGGCGAAGGCGUCGCCGACACUACUGCCCAGAUCAUGGUUGUUCCCAAGAUUCAGGGAGUUGAGAAACAAACUGCGUUUAGUGAAAAAUAUAUAGUCAGUGUAAUUAGCAAAAUCAG